AUGGAAGCAGGCUCCACUCCCCAGAUCAAGGUGUAUAGUGUCUGGGACCAGGUGGAGGAGACAGACCAGGUGAGAAACAGUCUGUCCCUAAUGACCACACCCGGUAUACAGCCAAAAGAGAAUGGGCCUCCCAUCUGAGCCUGGUACCUCUCUGGGUUUCUUCCUUCUAGGGAGCCACACUGAUCUUGCGAGCUUCAUACACGUAGCACAUAUUUACGUCAGCUCGUGACAUUAGAGUGUGGCUCGCGAGACUAGCUUUCCACCGUGCUUUCGCUUCUGCUUUGGUUUGCUCUUUGGGGUCUAGGCCGGGUUACUGUAAAGCACAAAGACUGAAUUAAAACGGGCUUAAUAAAACACAUUUGUUUGUUUUGUUUGAUUGAUUGAUUGAUUGAUUGAUUGAUUGACCAGGUGGAGGAGGAGAAGAAGGUGGGUUCGGCUUCAGACGACCAUCUGAUGACUCUGAAGGCCCUGACGCAGAAGCUGAGGCUGGAGACACGGAGGCCGUCCUACCUGGGGUGGAAGGCCCGUUUAGACACCCCCCAUAGCACCAAAGGCCUUGUCAUACCACAGCAGAGCAUCAGGGACUUAGUGGGGCCAGAAGAGCAACGGGUAGUGGGCCAAAGUGAGGCCAGGUUAGACAGCCAGAGCACCCAACGCCUGGCUGUCCCACAGCUACAGCAGGACAAGGAGGAGGAGGAGGAGGAGGAGGAGGAAGAGGCCAAACAACAGCCAGGGGAGCCCAGAGAGAGCCUCCUGACCUCAGGUUUGAUCUGGCAGCACAGUCUGCCCUCGGGAGUGCUGAAGAGAUUUGAGAACAUCGAUGAGGCUCUGGGGUGGCUCAGGAAAGAACUGGUGAGAGCAACAGAGGUAUUGGUGACUGUUUCCUGGUUUAGUACUGUAUCUCCAAUACAACUGAAUUGAAGUGAGAAGAGCUUCCUGUCAAUGCUAGGGAGAGGGGCUUCUUGUCAAUGCUAGGGAGAGGGGCUUCUUGUCAAUGCUAGGGAGAGGGGCUUCCUGUCAAUGCUAGGGAAAGGGGCUUCCUGUCAAUGCUAGGGAAAGGGGCUUCCUGUCAAUGUUAGGAAAUGAGAGUUGAAAAAUCCAGUCACUUUCUCAAAAUUCCAAGGUUUUCCAGAAAUCCUGAAUGUAGAGUCGGGAGGUAAUAAGCAGCACAAAUUCCGGAAUGUUCCAACCAGGACUUCUGGAAAACAUGGGAAUUGGGGGAAAUUUACUGGAAUUUUGUGACCCUACUAGAGUUUGUUGACUCAUCAACAUACUGCAGCAUCAUCUACUACACCCUCUGUUAAGACCAGACUACACCCUCUGUUAAGACCAGACUACACCCUCUGUUAAGACCAGACUACACCCUCUGUUAAGACCAGACUACACCCUCUGUUAAGACCAGACUACACCCUCUGUUAAGACCAGACUACACCCUCUGUUAAGACCAGACUACACCCUCUGUUAAGACCAGACUACACCCUCUGUUAAGACCAGACUACACCCUCUGUUAAGACCAGACUACACCCUCUGUUAUUAAGACCAGACUACACCCUCUGUUAUUAAGACCAGACUACACCCUCUGUUAAGACCAGACUACACCCUCUGUUAAGACCAGACUACACCCUCUGUUAAGACCAGACUACACCCUCUGUUAGGACCAGACUACACCCUCUGUUAAGACCAGACUACACCCUCUGUUAAGACCAGACUACACCCUCUGUUAUUAAGACCAGACUACACCCUCUGUUAUUAAGACCAGACUACACCCUCUGUUAAGACCAGACUACACCCUCUGUUAUUAAGACCAGACUACACCCUCUGUUAUUAAGACCAGACUACACCCUCUGUUAUUAAGACCAGACUUCACCCUCUGUUAUUAAGACCAGACUACACCCUCUGUUAUUAAGACCAGACUUCACCCUCUGUUAUUAAGACCAGACUACACCCUCUGUUAAGACCAGACUACACCCUCUGUUGUUAAGACCAGACUUCACCCUCUGUUAUUAAGACCAGACUUCACCCUCUGUUAUUAAGACCAGACUUAACCCUCUGUUAUUAAGACCAGACUACACCCUCUGUUAAGACCAGACUACACCCUCUGUUAAGACCAGACUACACCCUCUGUUAUUAAGACCAGACUUCACCCUCUGUUAUUAAGACCAGACUACACCCUCUGUUAAGACCAGACUUCACCCUCUGUUAUUAAGACCAGACUUCACCCUCUGUUAUUAAGACCAGACUACACCCUCUGUUAAGACCAGACUACACCCUCUGUUAAGACCAGACUACACCCUCUGUUGUUAAGACCAGACUUCACCCUCUGUUAUUAAGACCAGACUUCACCCUCUGUUAUUAAGACCAGACUUCACCUAGGGCUGUUGCGUAUUACAGCCACACUGGCAUUACCAUCUACUUGUCAACAGUAAAAACGAUCUCUGUAGUCUAAGGACUUGAUUCAAUCCGACCGCUCCUUUUAAAGGCAGUUUUUCUGCGUUCACAGAGACCACAUUCACAGUAAACUCUGCAUCUGUCGGCUCAAUCGGAAAUUACCGUUAAAUGUCAAUAGAUCUUCCGCGGUCCGGAUUGAAUCUAGGGCUAAAUCUCUUUAUCUCCCCCCAGAAGGAAAUGCCUCUCCAGGACCAGCAGUUGGCCCAUCAGCUGAUCCGUCUCCAUAGCGACAUCAACAAACUGAAGAUCGAGCAGACGUGUCACCAGCACCGCCGCAUGCUCAACGACGCCACCUACGGGCUGGAGGAGAGAGACGAGUUGAGCAACCUGCUCUUUGACUCCCCCGUCACCCCCGGGUUCGGACUCUCCACCCCACUGAGACUCAUAGGGGUCACAAAGAUGAACAUCAACUCUCGACGCUUCUCCCUUUGCUAGCAUCAGAGAGAGAGAGAGAUAGAAAGAGAGCGGAGAAGGGAAAGAGAUAAGCAGAGGAAGGAGAAGAGAGAGAGAAGAGAGAGAAGAGAGAGAAGAGAUAGAAAUAGAGAGAGAGAGCUAUAGAGAGAGAGAGAGACGAUAGCGAGAGAGCGAGAGAGACGCAUCGAGAUAGAUGAGCCUACCCUCUCUCUCUCAUCUGCAUCGCCCUCUCUCUCCCAUCGCCCUCUCUCCACUCGCCGUUCGCUUUCGCCUGACCUUCUCGCUCCUCUCUCUUCAUCUGAUCCUCUCGCUCUCUUCUCGCUCUUGCUCCUCCAUCUCUGCUCUCUCGCCUUCCCCUCCCCGCUUCUCCCUUUAUCUUCCAUCCCCUCUCUCUCUCUCUCUCAGGAAGAAAGAAGAAGAACAGAGAGGAACAGAGAGAUCUGCGAGAGAGAGAAAGCUCUGCUAGCCACAUCUCUGCUAGUAGUGCCAGAUUAGGAUUCCUGGUUGGAGACUGGGAAUGUACAAACCAGGAUGUCAGUGUGAUGAACAUAUAUAUUGUUUUCUAUGUCAGUGUGAUGAGCAUAUAUAUUGUUUUCUAUGUCAGUGUGAUGAACAUAUAG
This is a messenger RNA of Coregonus sp. 'balchen', 3482 nucleotides long. The record is from the annotation of a GenBank genome assembly. Lineage: Eukaryota; Metazoa; Chordata; Actinopteri; Salmoniformes; Salmonidae.